Molecule: messenger RNA, 1673 nt
Organism: Erigeron canadensis
Lineage: Eukaryota; Viridiplantae; Streptophyta; Magnoliopsida; Asterales; Asteraceae
Exons: 6
Coding region: 160-1497 (445 amino acids)
Molecular function (GO): lipid binding
Source: RefSeq, a predicted model, not a curated record
GCCACGUCACAUUACCGUACUAUAUCUUUUCGUUUUUAUUCCCCUUCCCUUCCUUAUUCAUUCAUUCUUCAUAGCACCGAUCACACAUCUAUUAUAUAUAUCUUUAUCUAUACUAUAUAUAUAUACAUGAAUGAAUGUAUAUUAUUUUGAUUAAAUUAAAUGAUGGAAGAUCAAAAUUACUUGGUUAAUUUGAUCGAUUUCGUCAACAAACCAGCCUUAAUCGAAACAUUUGUCGACAUAUUCUUAUGUGUGGUACCGAUAUGGCUAGCCGUAAUGAUCGGAGUCGUGAUCGGGUGGGCCUGGACGCCACGCUGGACGAGCCUCGUCUUUCUAGGCUUCCGUUCGAAACUACGAGGGUUUGCGUGGACCGCGCCACCUGGAUUCGGUGCUCGCCGGCUUUGGUUAGCUUUUACGGCGUUAUCUGCCUUUUCCGUUGGUCGUCGGAUGUGGUCAAACUUCCGUGAGAAAGAACAGCGGAUGGAUGACGUGUCAUCACCACGUCCGGUGGCUGGUACGCAACCGGUGACUGAUGGACAGUUUGGUGAUGGAAGUAGCGUUGAUAUUAAGUGCAGCAUAAUUAACUCAGGAGGAGACCAUGAGGUUGUUACAGAUAAGGAUCUAGAAUAUUUGUUGCAUCUUCUUGAUGGUAAGGAUGCUGUGUGGCAGAAUAUGAUUGAACGCUCCACUCCCAACAUGGCUUGUCAAGCUUGGCGCUAUGAGCCUGAGACUGGCCCUGUUGUCUACCGUAGCCGAACUGUGUUUGAGGAUGCAACACCAGAGCUGGUUAGAGAUUUCUUUUGGGAUGACGAGUUCCGACCUAAGUGGGACCCGAUGCUAACUUAUGUUAAGAUAUUGGAAGAGUGCCGUCAUUCUGGGACCAUGAUUGUCAACUGGAUAAAAAAGUUCCCAUUUUUCUGCAGUGAUAGAGAAUAUGUCAUCGGUCGUAGGAUAUGGGAAGCUGGCAAGACUUACUACUGUGUUACUAAGGGAGUGCCUUAUCCAGCUCUCCGUCGACGCGACAAGCCUAGGCGAGUGGACCAUUACUUCUCGAGCUGGGUGAUCAGGCCUGUUCAAUCCCGAAAAGGGGAUGGAGUGUUCUCAUCGUGUGAAGUUAUACUAUUACAUUGUGAAGACAUGGGGAUCCCUAGAGAUGUAGCUAAGUUAGGAGUUCGCCAUGGAAUGUGGGGAACUGUAAAGAAGCUACAUGGUGGGUUUAGAGCUUAUCAAAGUGCACGAAAACAAGAUGCAUCACUAUCAAGAUGUGCACUGAUGGCAACAAUUGCCACAAAGAUCUCCUUUGACGGGGAUGUUGAGUCAAUGCCCGGGGACCAAAAGACUGGAGAUGUUAACACUAGAGGCGGUAAAGUAGGCGGGGGAGUGGACUGGAGGUGGGUGGCGGUUGGCGGGGCAGUGGCAUUGGUUUUUGGACUUCGUACCGGAACCAUAGGGAAGGUGUUGUUGGUUGGUGCAGGACAAAGGCUUGGUCGAAGAAGAUGAGAUUGCAAUUCUUCUUCUGCCUACGAAGGGUAUGAUAGAGGCUUAUAACGUGUAUAAUAAUUCUAUAUUUUAUUUUUCGGUGCGAUUAUUGGUUAUGGUUUGAAUUUUGUAUGCAUAUAUUCUGUAUUCUAAAUAUCGGUAAAAGUUAACCUCUAUUAUCUAUACUAUAUUAUAAA